Messenger RNA from Lutzomyia longipalpis, 2263 nucleotides. RefSeq names its product putative lipid scramblase CLPTM1. Bases 215 to 2119 code for a protein of 634 amino acids. Lineage: Eukaryota; Metazoa; Arthropoda; Insecta; Diptera; Psychodidae. Gene Ontology annotation, cellular component: endomembrane system; membrane. The transcript is spliced from 4 exons. The record is from RefSeq and is a predicted model, not a curated record.
GCACACAUUCGUGUACUGCACGACGGAUAUUUUGACAACCAGCUGGCGAGCGAGCAUAUUUUUUUGCAGAAAUCUCAGCAUUUUUCACGUCCGUUUUAGCAUAAAAAAUGAACGUGUAGGGCACAUUUUGUAGCUGUGAUAGUUAAUUGGACUCUUUGCGAAUCAUCUGUGCUUAAUUUCCCAAGGGUCGUGGUAGUGAAUUUAGGUGGAAAACAUGUCCGAAAGUGAGGCAUUAGUUGGGUCCGGGAGCAGCAAUGAUACUGCAGCAGCUCCAGCGGAGACUUCAGGGGCUCCGGUGGCAGCGGGGGGUGCACAACAGCAACAACAGCAGCAGCCUACUAGACUGGAAUCCUUUUUCGCAAUCACAAAAUCCUUGAUUAUCCGGGCUCUUGUGAUCUACUUCAUAUCCUCCUUCUUCCGGCGCCCAGCCCCAGUGGAUCCAAAUGCAAAGCCCGGAGCACCAGCAGCCCCACGUACAGCCGCGUGGAAUUACUUUGAGAAUGGGGCCAUGUUCGAUUUGUACGUGUACGUGUCGGAAGAUUACAAUUUUGCUGAUUUCCAUCGACCAGAAUUCCUGGUGUGGCAGCAAAUGGGGCUUGUUUACGGGGAUUGGGAGAGUGGACGAGAUAAGGAUGGUGUGUACACACACAGCACCCAAAUCCCCGCUUCGACGCAUGUCCAAAACAAUGGGAGCAUCUACAUUCAUGCCUAUGUCGUGAAAUCCGGACAGAGCCCAAAUCCACAUGAUACAGAUAACUAUGCUGGGCGCCACGUGGGCUACUCCCGGAGAAUGCUGAACAAAUUCAAGCGCAUCAAGCACUCAAAGACACACAAUCUCAUCACGGGGGAGACAACCAAUCCCCAAAGCAUGGAGGACAGCGAGGAGAGCGUAAUGGAGGAGAUUGUGUCGCAUUGGCAUCCAAAUCUCACGAUUAAUCUUGUAACGGAUCAAACAAAUUGGGCACGCGGCUCCGUUCCGGCGCCCUUUGAUGAGUACAUAACAUUCCUUCCGGGUGGCCACACGUACCUCCCGGUGCUCUUCUUCAAUGACUACUGGAACAUGAUGCGCGACUACCAGCCCCUCAAUAAGACCACCAAAGUGCUCGAUUUGCAUUUGACCUUCCAACCACUUUCGCUCUUCAAGUGGCAACUCUACGCCGCGCAGGCAAUGAAGAAUAAGUGGACAAGUGGAAUUUUCGGCGAUAUGCUGGCGUCGGAGGAGCAAGAUGAGGAUCAGGACUCCCUCAAGGAGGCACUCCUUGAUACGAGUCCAUUCAUUUUGGGUCUAACCGCUGCUGUGUCGAUCCUGCACAGUGUUUUUGAGAUUUUGGCAUUUAAGAAUGACAUCCAAUUCUGGAAUAAUCGCAAAUCCCUCGAAGGUCUCUCCGUGAGGAGUGUCUUCUUUGGGGUCUUUCAGUCGGUGAUUGUCUUGCUGUACGUCCUGGAUAACGAUACGAAUUUCAUGAUUCGCAUUAGUUGCUUCAUCGGAUUGGGAAUUGAGGUGUGGAAGAUCCAGAAAGUCGUCAACAUUCACAUAAAUCGCGAAGCUCUGAUUAUGGGCUUCCUGCCGCGUAUUACAUUCACGGAUAAGGGAUCAUAUGUGGAGUCUAGUACCAAGGAGUACGAUAAGCUGGCCUUCAAGUAUCUCGGCUGGCUCUGCUUCCCACUCCUCAUUGGCUACAGUGUGUACUCAUUGGUGUACAAUGAGCACAAAGGAUGGUACUCGUUUGUGCUGAACAUGCUCUACGGGUUCCUCCUCACGUUCGGCUUCAUCAUGAUGACGCCACAACUGUUCAUAAACUACAAACUCAAGUCCGUGGCUCAUCUGCCGUGGCGCAUGAUGACGUACAAAUUCCUCAACACCUUCAUCGAUGACAUCUUUGCAUUUGUCAUCAAGAUGCCAACGAUGUACCGUCUGGGAUGCUUCCGGGACGACAUUGUCUUCUUUGUGUUCCUCUACCAGCGCUGGAUCUACAAAGUAGAUGCCAAGCGAGUGAAUGAAUUUGGCUUCUCGGCCGAAAUGGAGCAAGAGGCCAAAAUGCGUCUUGUACCCGCCGCCGCCGCCGCCACAACUGGGGAUCAGCCACCAAAGCCCAUUGAGGAGAAGAAAAAGGACUAACUGAACGAUUUUAUUCACAAUUUAGAAUAGCUAAAUUCUCUGAAAAAAGGUAUAAAUUAAAUCCCUUUCUUUUCGUGUAUUAAAUGUGUGUCACGCUCUUGAGGAGGAAUGAUAAUAAAAUAGAAAAUUGUUGCAAAAUGAAAA